This is a messenger RNA of Dissoconium aciculare CBS 342.82, 2219 nucleotides long. Its product is annotated as glycosyltransferase family 4 protein. NCBI's taxonomy places the organism in Eukaryota, Fungi, Ascomycota, Dothideomycetes, Mycosphaerellales, Dissoconiaceae. The record is from RefSeq and is a predicted model, not a curated record. The transcript has a single exon. The coding region runs from base 362 to 2005 and encodes 547 amino acids. Gene Ontology annotation, molecular function: glycosyltransferase activity.
CUCUGCUACAUCAAUUGAGUAGCGUGGCUUUGGAAUAUCUGGUUGAUAUCCCAGAUACCCUCGACGUUUCACUAAAUCUCGCUCAGAGGUUGGGAACAGCGCAGCACAGAAUCUUGACGACCUUGACUUUCCUCUCAUCCACGGUGGAGUUCCGCGCGUACAUCGCCGAGCUAUCGUGCGCGGCUCUCCGCAAUCACGGUCCCUAACCUACUACGGCGGCACAUAGUUCGCAGACGAUCGGCCAACCCUAGCUCGGUCUAUAACAAUCAAAAACCACGGAGAGGGGACAGCGACCUUUUUCAAAAACAAUUCCUCCAGCACCUGAGAGAUCGCAGUCUGUAACACAGGCAACAGACCAGACAUGGCCGACAGUGUACAGACCUCUGUCACUCAGCCGAUCGCGGCUACCAACGAGUUCCCUGCCGAACUCGUCGGCAAGAAGGUGCUGUUGGCCACCGAGUCGCUCGGGCCGGUGAACGGGGUCAGUCGCACAACGCAGAGUCUGGUCGAUUACCUGCGUCACAAUGGUGUACACGUUGCGACAUGUGCGCCCUACUAUAAAGGCCAACAUAUCCUUGCGAACGAGCCUCGACCAGAAAGGCAACCAUUUGUGAACAAGGAUUGGGUGCGCUCGAUCGAGGCCAAAUCCUCGUCCCUCGGUUCACGAGCCAUUGGUGGCGCAUGGGCAUGGCACUUCGACAGAGACGAGCAGUCGAAACAAUCACAACCGCAAUCCCAAAGCUCGCAAUCGCAGAAUCCGCCUCUGCUCAACCGCAGCAAAAGCGAAGAUGCAAAGCGAAAGAUCGAGCAAGCUCGCGAAACUCGACAAAAUCCCGAAUAUCGCCUGCAGGGGUAUCCGCUGCCAUACAACCCCGACUUGACCGUGGCAUUCCCUUUCCGCCUCGGUCGCGUGUAUCAAGAGACUUUCAAACCCGACAUCAUCUAUCUCGCCAGUCCCGCUUCAGUGGGCUUCCAAUUUCUCGUGCAACUGCGCCAGUUCGGCAAGCCGAUCCCAACGCUGCUAAAUUUCCAAACAGAUCUUGCGGCCUAUGCUGCGAUCCUCUUCCCGCGUCAUGUUGACCAAUAUGCCAUGUGGCUAUUGCACAUUGUUCAGGGAUACCUGUUCCGCGCAAGUGCUGUUCACACGAUAUUCUACCCUUCGGCGUACGUUCGGGAUUACAUGGUCAGCACAGGUGCGCCAGCGGAGAAGAUGAUCCAACUCGGACGUGGUGUCGACACCGAGCUUUUUCAGCCCAGCCGUCGCGACGAUGACUACCGAAAGGAGAUUGCGCCCGAUGGCGAGAUCAUCUUCUGCUGCAUUUCCCGAAUCGCCCCGGAGAAGGGAUUCGAGUUUCUCGCACAGGCCGCUCAGAAGCUUAAAGACACUGGCUUGAAGUUCAAGCUCCUCAUUGUUGGCGGCAACAAGAACCCGGCUGUCAUGAACGAGGUGCAAAGCUACUUCAAGGACCUUCAAGAAAAUGUCAUCUUCACUGGUAUGCUCCGCGGCACUGCACUAGCGCGCGCUUACGCUGCUGGUGAUAUUUUCCUCCACUGCUCCAUCACCGAGACUUUCGGCCUGGUCGUUUUGGAAGCGAUGGCUUCAGGUGUACCAGUCAUUGCUCGUGAUGAGGGAGGACCUUCAGAAACCGUCAAGCACGGCCGUUCGGGAUUUCUCGUUGCGCCUCACGACCUCGACACCUUUGUCAACUACUCGCGACAACUCGCCACAAACCAUGAGCUGCGUGCGGAGAUGAUCGCUCAUGCGCGCGCUCAAGCUCUCGAUACGACCUGGGACAAGAUCAACAACCAGGUCGCCUUGCAGCUUUGCAAAGCACUCCAUCAACAACCUCUGAAGUCACCCGCGGAGAAAGCACGAGAAGGAUACUAUGGCUCAUGGUACGCCAUGGCUCGUGUCUAUUUGGCCGUGGGCAUCGUCUGGGUCUUCUGGUUCAUCGCGGUCAUUCCCAUGAUGGUGUUGGGUUUCGUGCACGGAAUGUUCAAAUGAUAAGUCUCUUCGGGAGCAGGUCUCUUUUGCAGCAGGUUGGAAAAAUAUGAUUCGCGAAGGGUGGAUUUCAAAAAUGAUGAGAUUUCAUGUGAGAUGUCUGAAUGCAAUGCCAUAUGUAAAUGUGUGAAUAAUGAGAUAGUCAAAACAAUUGUUCUCCACAAAUAGUGGCGAAGGAAAUAACAAUGAUGGAAAACAUCACUGGUUCGGAUAUGAA